Molecule: messenger RNA, 436 nt
Organism: Octopus bimaculoides (California two-spot octopus)
Lineage: Eukaryota; Metazoa; Mollusca; Cephalopoda; Octopoda; Octopodidae
Product: large ribosomal subunit protein eL24
Biological process (GO): cytoplasmic translation
Cellular component (GO): cytosolic large ribosomal subunit
Molecular function (GO): mRNA binding; structural constituent of ribosome
Source: RefSeq, a predicted model, not a curated record
GUGUUAAUUAUUUAGCGCGUAAAUAUUAGGUGUGAUACUGUUGUCAUUUCCUCAUCCGGUCUCUUGUAAAGUCGUCAUCAUGAAGAUUGAAGUUUGCAGUUUCAGUGGUUAUAAAAUUUAUCCUGGUCAUGGGAAGCGCAUGGUUAAAGCCGAUGGCAAGGUUCUGCAGUUCCUUAACUCAAAAUGUGAAAGGUCCUUUAAAAUGAAACGUAACCCUCGAAAAAUAAACUGGACUGUCUUGUAUCGUCGAAAGCAUAAAAAAGGUCAGACUGAAGAGGUUGCAAAGAAGAGAACUCGGAGGACAGCUAAGUUUCAGAGGGCCAUUGCUGGAACCACUCUCAGUGAUAUUUUGGCCAAGCGUAAUCAGAAGCCUGAAGUAAGAAAAGCUCAACGGGAACAGGCCAUAAGGUAAUUUUUUUUUCUUCAGUUCAUAAGA